Molecule: messenger RNA, 1455 nt
Organism: Podarcis raffonei (Aeolian wall lizard)
Lineage: Eukaryota; Metazoa; Chordata; Lepidosauria; Squamata; Lacertidae
Gene: GPATCH11
Product: G-patch domain containing 11
Exons: 9
Coding region: 139-915 (258 amino acids)
Cellular component (GO): kinetochore
Molecular function (GO): nucleic acid binding
Source: RefSeq, a predicted model, not a curated record
AAGCUGGUCGGUAGAAGGCACGCAUGCGCACCUGCGCAGUUGCCGAGAGACUGGAACGCAAGAGGGCUAGGCUUCACUGGGUGGGAGAGGCGCGCGGAGGCUGGCAAGAGGUCUGCAAGUGGAGUAUUAAUACCAAUCAUGGGUGAUGAAGAAGAUGACUACAUGUCUGAUUCCUUUAUUAAUGUUAACCAGGACAUCAGACCAGGCAUGCCAAUGCUGAGGCGUACAAAGGAAGUGUUUAAGAAAGAAGAAAAACAAAAGGAAGCUAACGAGAGAAGUCGGCAAAAGAGUAUAAAAGAGCAGGAGAAAGAACAACGUGAUACUGUUUUAAACAUUGCUUUGGGAAACGAGAAUAAAGGUUUUGCUAUGCUUCAGAAGAUGGGUUAUAAAAGUGGUCAACCUCUUGGCAAAAGUGGAAAGGGGAUUGUCGAGCCUAUUCCUCUGAACAUUACCACAGGCAGAAGUGGGCUUGGCCAUGAAGAAGUGAAGAAACGGAAAGCUGAAGAAAACUUGGAAAACUACAGGAGAAAAAUGCAUAUGAGGAAACAAGCGGAGGAGCAGACGGCUGACCUCUUCAAAUUGAGAUUGAAGACCAAACAGGAGCAACUUCAAGUAAAACGAGACCUUGUGAAAAGUCAGAAAGCCUGUCAACAACUAGAUAUGCAGAAAGGCCUUGAAUCCCCCAAAGAGAUGUGGUUCUGGUUACAGCCAGAGGAGGAAAAGGAAGAUGACGUGGAUGGAGAGGAGGAGGAAGAAAAAGAGGAAGAUGAGUUCGACGAAUCAGAAAAGUUAAUCAUGUUGACAGCGUAUCUAAGGGAAGAACACCUCUACUGCAUUUGGUGUGGAACAACUUAUGAUGAUAAAGAAGAUUUAUCCUCAAACUGUCCUGGAGACACUUUUGCAGACCAUGAAUAACUUUCCUAAAGCAAGAAUAGUAAAUGCUGCAAGAUCGCUCCAGCAUAAAGAUAUCGAACAGUUCAGAAGACUGCAUAUAUUUUUGUAGGGAAAAGGUUUUUGAAAUGUAUUUAUGUAUAUAUUGUAACACUGGAACUGUGCCGAAGUCCUGUUCACUUGGAAAUAUGGAUAGAAAGGAGCUACACACCAAGAAGAUCUUAUAGGAGCUGCAUAAUCAGUUGACUGUCAGCUGUGAACUCUAGGUACUUAAAAACAAAAAAAGCUUAUUUGUUAUUUUUGUGAAAAACACAGCAAACAGGAUUGGGUCAAUCCUCCUUUACACCCCAAUCAAUUAUAGAAGAAGUGGAAUACUGAUCUAGUGCAGAAAAGAGAACAGGAGGGCUGAAAAGAUCCAAAAUGUGUAUAUAGAGGCCAGAAAUAAGAUCAAGACACUUAGGUUAAAAUCCUUCAUGUACUAACUUAGGAGUAAGUCCUGUUGACCUUGAGUGUAAAUAUUCUAAAUAUGCCUUUUACUGUUGACCAAACUGCUCAGUUUUGUAA